Branchiostoma floridae (Florida lancelet) is the source of this 2806-nucleotide messenger RNA. Its product is annotated as cell division cycle 5-like protein. Gene Ontology annotation, biological process: mRNA splicing, via spliceosome; regulation of transcription by RNA polymerase II. The transcript is spliced from 6 exons. Gene Ontology annotation, cellular component: Prp19 complex; spliceosomal complex. The record is from RefSeq and is a predicted model, not a curated record. Gene Ontology annotation, molecular function: DNA-binding transcription factor activity, RNA polymerase II-specific; RNA polymerase II transcription regulatory region sequence-specific DNA binding. The coding region runs from base 158 to 568 and encodes 136 amino acids. NCBI's taxonomy places the organism in Eukaryota, Metazoa, Chordata, Leptocardii, Amphioxiformes, Branchiostomatidae.
AAAUCAUGGCCACCCAGUUGAGAACCAUCGCUCCUGUGGUGGGCAGGACCGCUGCACAGUGUCUGGAGAGAUAUGAGUUUCUACUGAACAUCACAAGUCCCAGCUGCGCCGCGGGCUCCAGGGUCUGCCCACGCCCAAGAACGACUUUGAGAUCGUGAUGCCCGAGGAGAUGCCGCAGGACAUGGGGACGGAGGUGGAACCGCACGCCAACCUCCGGCCUGACCAGUCUGACAUCGACAUGGCUGAACAGGCCAGGGUCAACGCAGAGAGGGAGCGAGAGCUGAAACGGCGCCAUCACGCUGUCCAGCGAGACCUGCCACGCCCCGCAGAACCCAACUCUUCCAUCCUCCGUCCCUUCGUUAUGGACCCACCGCUCACAGAACUACAGCUGGCUGAAGAGUUGAUAAAGAGAGAGAUGGUGACCAUGUUACACCAUGAUGCCAUCUACAACCCUUCAGAAGAACAGGCUGCCGCGGCUGCAGGAGACAAGAAGAAAGGCGCCCAGUCAGCCGGCAACAAGAUGGCAGAACAAUCGCCUACCUGGAGGAAUAUCCGUACACCAAAAUAGACGAGGACAGUCUGAAUUUGUCCCGAGCGACAGGCCUGUAUAAACAGCUACAGGAGACCAGACAGAACAGACAUACAUGUUUGUUGUUUACUGUUUACUGUUUAUGUGUUGUUCCCUACAGUCCCGAGCGACAGGCCUGUAUAAACAGCUACAGGAGAUGCACGACCAGACAGAACAGACGUACAUGUUUGUUGUUUACUGUUUGUGUGUUGUUCCCUACAGUCCCGAGCGACAGGCCUGUAUAAACAGCUACAGGAGACCAGACAGAACAGACAUACAUGUUUGUUGUUUACUGUUUGUGUGUUGUUUUCUACAGUCCCGAGCGACAGGCCUGUAUAAACAGCUACAGGAGACCAGACAGAACAGACAUACAUGUUUGUUGUUUACUGUUUACUGUUUAUGUGUUGUUCCCUACAGUCCCGAGCGACAGGCCUGUAUAAACAGCUACAGGAGAUGCACGACCAGACAGAACAGACGUACAUGUUUGUUGUUUACUGUUUGUGUGUUGUUCCCUACAGUCCCGAGCGACAGGCCUGUAUAAACAGCUACAGGAGAUGCACGACCAGACAGAACAGACGUACAUGUUUGUUGUUUACUGUUUGUGUGUUGUUUUCUACAGUCCCGAGCGACAGGCCUGUAUAAACAGCUACAGGAGACCAGACAGAACAGACAUACAUGUUUGUUGUUUACUGUUUACUGUUUAUGUGUUGUUCCCUACAGUCCCGAGCGACAGGCCUGUAUAAACAGCUACAGGAGAUGCACAACCAGACUGAACAGACGUAUGUGGAACUGAAGACAUUUGAAACCCUGAAACAGAACGAAGAUGUCGCCAUUCCCAGGAGAAUUGAGUCACUGAAGGAGGACGUGAAACGUCAGACAGACCGUGAACACGAGCUGCAGAAACACUACGCUGACCUGAUCGUGGAGCGAGACAUGCUGGUCAGCAGACUACCUGGGAAGGGCAGCAACUGAACAGCUGGACUACAUAAGUCACAUCAGGCCACAAGAAGUCACAUUAUGGCCACAAGUAGUCACGUAUUGCCAUAAUAAAUUUAGCCACUUAGAGCCACAAUAAGUCAUAUAUGUAUAUGGCCACAACAAGUCACAUCAGGUCACAAUAAGUCACAUAAGCUGGGAGCAAGUCCACAUGCAAAAAAUUCUCAAUUUUUUUUCUGGUUAGAAAGGAUGUACAUGGACAAGAUCUUGCCUGUUUUCCACCUUGUCAGCAAAUUUUAAACCACUGCAAAAGUACUUGUUCUGUGUUCUGCCCUCCUACCCCCUUCUUUCAACUGCAAAAUAAAAAUUCCAUUGAAUUUUCAUUUUUCUUCCAACCGUGAGAUAAAGUCCUGCAAACUUAAAGACAUUUACUAUGUUGAUAUGUAGUCAGUCUAAGAUACAAUCCAUAGAAUCAAAUUCUGUCAAACAUGAAAUUUGUCUUUUAUUACAUUGUACUUUAACUCUUGAUUCAAGCAAAAACAAGUACUUCAGAUAUCCUAAGGAUCCUUGAAGACAAAAAUCAUGUAUGUUGUAAAGGUAUGCAACAUAAAUUAUUUCAUGAAGUAAAUUUAACUGUUCAAGCAAUAAUUGUUUUAGUUUUCUUUUCCACGUGAUCAGUUUAUUUAUAACUUUUGUGUACAUGUGACAAUACAUGAAAAUCGUGUUCCACUGUAAGAUCUAUAACUGUGAUUGGCGUAGCUUGAUGAAACAUUUGUAACAUCUGUAUUUACUCAGAACACAAGUUUGAGAACAGACAUGUUGCUAUGGUCAGAAAUUAAACUAGAUAAAAAAUUCAAGUUUUCUGCAGAAUCUACAGUUGAUGUAUUACAGUGAGAUGUCAACAAUAAAAUGAUAUUGCACGUUCUAAGUAUGUGCAGUACGUCUUCUUAUAGCCAACUGUCUUUUCCUUAUAUUACUUGUAUCUGAAAAGUUCUGAUGUUCACCAUCAAUUGCAAGUGUGUCUCUGUCAGGUUUAGCACUAGGGACAUGUGUGGCUGUAUGUAUGACAGGUGCGUCUGUGUGUCUAUCGGGUUUAGCGCCAGGGGCACGUGUGGCUGUAUGUGUGACAGGUGUGGUACUCACCAUCAAUGACAAGUGUGUCUGCGUGUCUAUCUAGUUUAGCACCAGGGACACCUGUAGCUGUAUGUAUGACAGGUGUGGUAGUUACCAUUAAUGGCGCGUGUGUCCGUGUUUUAGAAUAGUGUGUUUGCUUAAAAAUCUGCUGUGAAAUAAAUUUUCUUU